This is a messenger RNA of Neltuma alba, 1231 nucleotides long. RefSeq lists its product as uncharacterized. The record is from RefSeq and is a predicted model, not a curated record. NCBI's taxonomy places the organism in Eukaryota, Viridiplantae, Streptophyta, Magnoliopsida, Fabales, Fabaceae. The transcript is spliced from 5 exons. The coding region runs from base 165 to 956 and encodes 263 amino acids. Gene Ontology annotation, molecular function: ubiquitin binding.
AAAUGCUAAACCAUCUUGGCUUCUCCUUUCUUGAACCCAAAUUUCGCUCGCCCGAACCCUAAUCCCAGCCAUUUCUUCCUCUUUGUAUAAUCGGGUAGAGUUGGCAUUCGGGAAUCGUGGUCGGAGUAACCGUUAGAGGCGCUGAACGGCUUAUUGCUUGAACAAUGUCUGCUGCGGUGUGUGGAAGCAAGAGAUCUUUCUUUGAAGACCUUCCUCCAUCACCUCCAGUAUCCAAGAAGCUUCGUUGCUCAUCCUCAAGUUCGCCUGUUCGUUUGUCGGUUCCGAGUCUCAUCGAUCAGCUCCGGGCUGUAUUUCCACACAUGGAUGACCAGGUCCUUGAGAGAGCACUCCAAGAAUGUGGCAAUGAUAUAGAUGCUGCCAUUAAGAGCCUGCAUGAACUUUGCCUGGGAUCUGCAAAUAAGAAUUCUUCUGCUGCUGAAGAAUCAGAAGUUGAUGUGGAGAUAGAACUUGCAGGUAAAGUGAAAGAUGAUAAUGAUGCUUCUGCUUCUGCGAGUAAGACUGCUUUGAACAACCUUCCUUCCGAUGGAGCAGAGUGGGUUGACCUUUUUGUGAGAGAAAUGGCUGGUGCUACUAGCAUUGAUGAUGCUAAAGCUCGUGCUGCUAGGAUUCUGGAGGCCCUAGAAAAAUCAAUCUAUGAACGUACUCAUGUGGAGGCAACUCAUGUUAAUCAAAGGGAAAAUUUGAUGCUGAAGGAGCAAAUUGAAGGGCUGAUGAAGGAGAAUAAUAUUCUUAAACAUGCGGUGAAAAUCCAACAUGAACGACUUGCUGAUUAUGAUAACAAGGUUCUAGAGUGUCAGCAUUUGAAGCAGGCGUUGUCUCAUAGCCAGGAGCAGUUGAGAUCUCUUGAGGUGAAAAACUAUACCUUGGUAAUGCAUUUGAAGCAGGCUCAACAGUGCAAUACCUUUCCUGGGCAUUUCCCACCUGAUGUUUUCUAAUACAUUCAAUGUGAGGAAUAUAAUAAUAGAGGCAGGCAGCAAAAUGGCUGAUUCUGGUUUAAUUAUGUCCCGUCUUGUCACAGUUUGGGAUGGCUUUUUGUGUUUUACCAUAUGUUUGAUAUUUUUUAUAGUGUUAUAUUUCAUCAGUUGUCGAUUAAUUCAAUCAUGGUCUAUAUUCUCUCAUCUUGCCAUAAGGGUCUCAUUUAGUUUAUCUACAAUUUUAACCACAGUAAUUUAAUUUCCUGAAAAAGGGUUUCUCUUUUUGCAACCUUCAA